GAGGAGGAGGAGAAGGAGGAGAAGAAGAAGAAGAAGAAGACGGUAACGAUAGGUAAAAUGGUUCACACAUGUGUGGUAUUAGGAUGCAAAAACUCUUCUCACACUGACGCAUCUGUACACAAAUGGCCAAAAGAUGUCAUUUUGGCCAAGAAAUGGGAAGAUUUUGUAAAGAUGAAAAGGGUGAACUGGAAAGGUGGGUCGAUGCACACCGUGGUGUGCAGUGCUCAUUUCAAGGCGGAGGACUACUGCAACUAUGGUCAGUGGAAAGCCGGGCUGGUAAGCCGACUUAAGUUGAAGGCGGGUGCUUUUCCGACAAUAUGGGCGCCAAAUGAAGAAACUGUCGAAAUGGGAAGUUCAAGAGAACUACUGCAUAGGGAGCGGCACUUCUGCACACCUUUGAGCAGCAGUAUGAUGCAGGCAGGAGUCUGUCUGAGACAGGACACUGAGACAACACUACCAGAGCUCACUGACCAGCACAGGACCAGACAGAAAGAAGAGGAACUCAGUGGACUGGAGUCUGUCCACAUGGCAGAGUCAGAGACAGAGUGUGCUGCACCAGGACUCAACACACUGGAGCCAGAGUGUGUUACAGCACACAGCGGGGUCAGUGAUGUACAUCACACACACACACCACUGAUUAAAACAGAAACUGAUCUGGGCUCCACCUACUCUGGGGAUCUUAUUAAGACAGAGAGCCUCGACCAUACAGAGCUGGGGUAUGUAACCUAUCUGCAUCCUGACCAAAUCAAAACCGAGACUGAUGAUGAAGGAUACCCGGAGGCUGAACACAUCAGUGACUUGAACAUUAGGUUUGUUGAUAUGAAAUCUGAUCAAUUGAAGUGCGAAUCCAGUGAAAGUUUAGUGAGUGAUCUGAUGAAUACUGUGAUGAAUGGAGCUGGUGUUGGUCACACUAACUGGACUGAUCGGCAAUGGCAAUGUGGAGGAGAGCCAAGUCCAAACUGUAAAAAUGAAGAAACUCAUGACCUGCUGACCCAAUAUGGGGACUUAAAUCAUCACUGUGACGAAAAUAAUGUAACCAGAAUUGUCCAGAAAAGUACAAAUAGUAGCAACGAACAUGUCAAUAAUCAGAGAAAUAAUAUGAUAAUUGAACACAGAAUCAAUUCAAGUAACAAUGCAAGCCUUUUGAAUUUCUUUAAAAAAAAGACAGUUCCUACAAAUGAAGGUGAAAUGCAAACAGGUGAAAAGCCGUACAAGUGUACACAGUGUGAGAAGUGUUUUCGAACAAAAUCUGAUUUCAGUACACACCUGAGAAUUCAUACAGGUGAAAAGCCCUAUAAGUGUACACAGUGUGAGAAGUGCUUUAAUGCAAAGUCUUCUUUAAAUACACAUGUGAGAAUUCAUACGGGUGAAAAGCCUUACAAGUGUUCUGAGUGUGGGAAGUGCUUUGCCAAGAAAUCUCAUUUAAAUAUCCACCAGAGAAUUCAUACAGGUGAAAAGCCCUACACAUGUACUCAGUGUGGGAAAGGCUUUUCCACAAUAUUUCAUUUAAAUACACACCUGAAAAUACAUACAGGUGAAAAGCCUUACAAGUGUACGCAGUGUGAAAAGUGUUUUAAUGCAAAAUCUUCAUUAAAUACACACCUGAGAAUUCAUACAGGCGAAAAGCCCUACAAAUGUUCUCAGUGUGGGAAAUGCUUUGCCAAAAAAUCUCAUUUAAAUAUCCACCAUAGAAUUCACACGGGUGAAAAGCCCUACAAAUGUACUCAGUGUGGGAAGGGCUUUUCCACAACAUUUCACUUAAAUACACACAUGAGAAUUCAUACAGGUGAAAAACCUUAUAAGUGUUCACAGUGUGAGAAGUGUUUUACUGCAAAAUCUUCUUUAAAUGCACAUCUGAGAAUUCAUACAGGUGAAAAGCCUUUCAGGUGUACACAGUGUGGGAAGUGCUUCUCCACAAUAUCUCCUUUAAAUAUCCACCAGAAAGUUCAUACAGGAGAAAAAUUGUACAAGUGUGUACAGUGUGAGAAGUGUUUUUAUACAAAAUCAAGUUUAGAUAUACAUCUUAGAAUCCAUACAGGUGAAAAGCCUUACAAGUGUAUACAGUGUGAGAAGUGUUUUAAUGCAAAAUCUUCUUUACAAACACACCUGAGAAUUCAUACAGGUGAAAAGCCUUUCAAGUGUGCACAGUGUGGGAAGUGCUUUUCCACAGUAUCUCCUUUAAAUAUCCACCAGAAAAAAAUUCAUACAGGUGAAAAGCCUCAUAAGUGUACACAGUGUGAGAAAUGUUUUUAUACUAAAUAUAGUUUAGACCUACACCUGAGAAUUCAUACAGGUGAAAAGCCCUAUAAAUGUACUCAUUGUGGGAAGUGCUUUGCUCAAAUGUCUAAUUUAAGUAGCCACCUGAGAAUUCAUUCAAGUGAACAGCCCAAAACAUGCUCUUAGUGUGGUAAGUGCAUUUCCACAAUAUCUCAUUUAAAUAUCCACCAGAGAAUUCAUACGCAUUCAUACUACAAAUGUAUUUAUUGUGGGGUGUGUUUUUUUCCCCCAAGUUUUUAAUUAGCCCUAUGAGAAUUCACUUGGGUAAAAAGCCUGACAAAUGUUUUCUGUAAGGAAAGUGCUUGUCCCAAACGAGUGGAUUAAAUUUACACAAGAUGCUUCACACUGAUGUAGCCCCCUACAUGUUUACAGUGUGGGAUGUGUUUUUAUAGAAAAUAUAAUUGACAUGCCACCAGAGUGUUCACACAGCUAAAAAGCCGUACAAAUGUUUUCAGUAUGGGAAGUGCUUUUUGGCCAAAGUCAUUUAAAUGAAAGCCACCUGAAAAUGUAUACAAGUCUUUUAAACAUAUUCAUCAUUUAACCUUUUCAUGGCCAAAAGACAACUCCUACAAGUUAAGAGUCUGACAAAUGUACUCGUUGUGGGAAGUGUUUAAUGAAAGCAUCCUUUAAUUAUGUCAUUUGUGUAGGAAGUCUCCUUGAUUGCCAUCAAAUUGAAAAGAAUAAACUGACAAUUCAACCAA
Messenger RNA from Anguilla anguilla (European eel), 2978 nucleotides. RefSeq names its product zinc finger protein 431-like. Gene Ontology annotation, biological process: regulation of cytokine production; negative regulation of transcription by RNA polymerase II; regulation of immune system process. Lineage: Eukaryota; Metazoa; Chordata; Actinopteri; Anguilliformes; Anguillidae. Bases 58 to 2403 code for a protein of 781 amino acids. The record is from RefSeq and is a predicted model, not a curated record. The transcript has 4 exons.